ACAGCUAACAAUUGACAAUAGCUGAUUUGACAACAACAAUACAAAAUUCUUUAGUUCUCUUUUUGUGUUUUGACAGCCGGCUGCUCACUUGAUCAUCAUGCCACGAGAAAUUAAGGACAUCAAGGACUUUCUACUUAAAGCACGCAGGAAAGAUGCUAAAUCUGUGAAGAUAAAGAAAAAUCCAGAGAAUGUAAAAUUCAAGGUUAGAUGCUCCCGGUUUCUAUACACACUGGUCAUCACAGACAAGGAGAAAGCAGAGAAGCUGAAGCAGAGCCUACCUCCAGGUUUACAAGUCAAAGAAGUGAAGUGAUGUGACAUAGGCUAGCCAUUAAACAAGUUAUCAUACA
This is a messenger RNA of Pieris napi, 347 nucleotides long. RefSeq names its product 60S ribosomal protein L38 (gene RpL38). Gene Ontology annotation, cellular component: cytosolic large ribosomal subunit; ribosome. NCBI's taxonomy places the organism in Eukaryota, Metazoa, Arthropoda, Insecta, Lepidoptera, Pieridae. The coding region runs from base 98 to 310 and encodes 70 amino acids. The record is from RefSeq and is a predicted model, not a curated record. Gene Ontology annotation, molecular function: structural constituent of ribosome. The transcript is spliced from 5 exons. Gene Ontology annotation, biological process: protein-RNA complex assembly; translation.